AGGGAGGAGCCAGGCAGUUGCUGGCGUCGUUGCUAAGGCCGGGGCCGCGCACACCGCACACCGCGCGGCUUAAGCAACAGGCUGGGACGGCGGCGGGGCGGGGUUAGACGGGAAGUUCCGCCUCAGCAUCUCACUCAGCGGCGGUGUCGCACUUCUCCUGAGAGGCUCUGGCGAGGGGCAGGGCCGCGUUCGUCCGGGACCCGCCUCAAGGCUCGCAGCCUUUCACCCGGUUUCCUCCCGAUUCUUGCUGGGACAACAUAAUUGGGAAGCGGUUCUCGAAACAUACUCUCAAGGCGUAGUUGCAGAACUUCAUAUGUGAUUAAGGAGAUGGGCUAAAUUACCCUGGAUUGUCUGGGUGGCUGGACAUAAUCAAAGAGUUCUUAUGAGAGGAAGACAAGAUGUCAAGAGAGGGGAGAAGACUACACUGCUGGCUUUGAAGAUAAAGGGAGGAGCUCUGAGCAAAGGAUAACAGUUUGGUCACCCAACUCACAUUGAUGCCUAAGACCCAGCUGAUUUCUCUUCAUUUCUGCAAAGUUACUGUACCAUGGCAGGCCAACGAACAUGUCAAAGGAGGAGCAGCAGAGCUGGCCCCAGGAAAAUGCAAGAACCUCCAAAGAGCAUUGAAGAAUUCUUAAAGUUUCAAAAUUGGGAUUAUUGGCCAAGGGAAAUCCAUUUUAGAGAUGAUGAUAAAUGGUCAUGCACUCUGAAAAAAAUAAAAGAAGAUAGUUCAUUUGUUUCAAUUUAUACAUACCUAUGGAAAAAUGUUCCUCGAAUAUUUGAAGCACUUUUGAUCAUGGAAUCAAAAUUAAGGGAAUAUUCACUUAUUUUGCAAAACCACACCUCUAAAAUAUUUAAGUGGAAAAGCAUGAUUCCUGAGACAAGUUCUUAUAAAAAAUUGGAACGAUAUGGGGAAUUUCUAAAGAAGUACCAUAAGAAAAAAAAGAUAAUGCUUUCAGAUGAAAUGGAGACAGAGAAGAAUAUAGAGGGUUGCAGCUUCACAGAAUUCAAAGCAAAUGAACUUACUCAGCUACCCAGACAUUUGGAUGCCGAACAAAUUUAUCUUUUUAUUUUAAAAGCCCAUAAUUUUGAUGAAAGAGUUUUUAAAAUCUGGAAGACUCAUUUUCUCUCAGAAGCCUCCAUUGCUCUUUUGCAUGACUCCUUUUGGUGGUGGUUUCUCCAUAAAUUUCGGCCUGACAGAGAAAACCAAGAUUGCUUAUUCGAUAGAAUUUCAGAAAGUUAUGUGACACUUUUCAUGAGCAUACCUCUAAGUCGAAAGGAUGCAUUUUUUCAGAUAUAUCCUGAUUGUUUGGCACAAGCCAUAUAUGCAACGUUCCAUGAAGCAUUUCCAGAAUCGAGUUACCUCUUUAAUGACGAAUUUAAAGAAGAUCUAGGGAAUAACAUUUUUCUUUGGUGUUCAGGUUUAAAACCUCAAAAAGGCUUUUGGACCCACUGGAAACUGAAAGAACUCUCCACAACCACCAUUCAUGGUAGCAAAAAAGCACCUGCAAAAUCAGUAAAGGAAAGAAUUUCAGACAGUCAAGAACGUAUAUCAACUACUAUCGACUUCAAUAUUAUAAAGAUUCUAAACAAUCCAAGAGCAUAUACGUUGCCCAUAUCCAAGGAAGAAUCAAGAUUAUCAAGACUAGCGACAAAGUCGCACUAUAGUAGUACUGGUCCAGAGUUUAAUCGUGUUCUCUUCAAUUUUGGAGGUCAGAGUCCAUUGAUUUUAUAUUAUCUUAAGAUGCAUGAGCUGGCUGGUAUUUCCAAAGCAUCUAAGAAAACCAAGAUUAAACUCACUAGGAUAUUUCAGGAACCAUAUCCUGCUCCAACAUACCGUGAUGUUAUAAAGGAGGCAAAAAGACAAUUUGCAAGGAACCAAAAGGAUUUUAGGAUGGAAAAGCUCAGAAUUAAUGAAGAAAUAAAACUUCUAAAACAGCAGCAGGAAAGAAUUGACAAGGAGCUUGAUAGACUCCAAGCAAAGGCUACCAAGAAACCUCAUGAAGUGAAACAGGACUUUGAGACGUUCCUACAUAAACUGGGUCUCGCUCUGUCACCUGUCAUCCAGGCUGGAGUGCAGUGCUGCGGUCAUGGCUCACUGCAGCCUUGAAGUCCUCAGCUCAAGUGAUCCUCCUGUCUCAGCCUCCCGAGUAGCUGGGACAGCAGGCACAUGCCACCACUCCCAGCUAAGGACUAUUUUUUACAUCCACACACAAAAAUAUUCAUUCUCUCUUUUUUUUUUCUUCGGUCUAUCUUCCCGACUAUUGAUAGGAACAUGGGCACAGAGAAAUACCUAAUUAGAAUAGGAAAACAACAGUGCAAGUGUCCUGAUAAAGGGCAAGUGACCUCAGCUGGUAAGUGGUAAAUGAUGUGAGUGUCAGGGAAACUAUUAUACAAGCAGUUGUGGAAACUGUAGCGCACGGGAAAGCCAUGCCUCAUCUAACAAGGCAGCUGCUAUCUCAGCCCUAGUUCAUUGAUGCCCUGUAGAAAUGUAGGACAAGUAGUAUCAGAUAUUCCACCACUCAGUAAUCCAGAUUCUGAGUAAUCCAGAAUAUCUGAUACUGCUUAUACAAUCUCCUGAUUUGGAGCCCAAGUUUUUAGUCAUUCUGUGCGCCAAACUAUAUCCAUCUGCAGACCAGAUGUGGCCCAUGGGCUGCUGGGCUAUAACCCCUGAUCUAAAUGCUGCCUGGAUUUGACUCUUCAAAAGCUAGCUCCAGCCAGCGUAGUCAAUCUUAUUCUUCACUACAUACCAACGCAAACCCUUCACUCUCACUGAGCCUCCUACACGCACCAUGUUUGCCUAUAACCAUGGGCUUUGCUCAUCUGCAGUGUGCACUCCACAGCUUUUAAACUCUACUCAUCCUUUAGGGCCAUGCUCAAAGUCCAUUUACUGCAUGAUCUUUUUUCUAAUGGUCCCGGCCCUAUCCCUGCCAGGUAAGUUUAGCAUCUCUCAUAACGUCUAGAAUACCACAUAGUAAGACUGAAACAUAGUUCUUUUUAUCAAGAGAGAAAUCAAAACAAAUAUAGAAUAGAUUCCUUGCUUAGAAUGACCAUGUGUGUCACCCAAAGAAGAGUGCACACUGGAAAUUUUUACUCACCUUUUGUGAAGAAGAAAUCACCUGGUGAAAAUUGUAAAUGGAACAGCAAAGCAAUGACAAGUGCCUUUUUUUUUUUUUUACACUGAUCCAGGUAUCUUUAAAGAAUUAUAUACCAACCACAAAUCCUUUGUGGAAAAUGGCACGGUAUUAAAAAAUAAAG
This is a messenger RNA of Symphalangus syndactylus (siamang), 3255 nucleotides long. It is a transcript of the gene FAM227B, whose product is annotated as family with sequence similarity 227 member B. Lineage: Eukaryota; Metazoa; Chordata; Mammalia; Primates; Hylobatidae. The record is from RefSeq and is a predicted model, not a curated record.